Drosophila obscura is the source of this 971-nucleotide messenger RNA. RefSeq lists its product as uncharacterized. Lineage: Eukaryota; Metazoa; Arthropoda; Insecta; Diptera; Drosophilidae. Bases 122 to 775 code for a protein of 217 amino acids. The transcript has 2 exons. The record is from RefSeq and is a predicted model, not a curated record.
AGUAGAAGCCAUUGCUUGUUGGGGAUGUAGUCCGGCUUUGGUCAGUAGGCAACAACUGCGCAGCGGCAUCGAACUGCACUGCAAUCCCAAUCCCAGUCCCAGUCCCAGUCCCAUCACGAGCAUGUACGCGCCCAUCAUGGAUUGGGGCUCAUCUGACUUUGGCAUCCAUGUGGCCAUCUACCUAGCUCUCAUUGUAUUCUUCUUCUGCCUGCUACCGAUCGCCUGCUACUAUGUGCGCAUCGAGAAUCGAACGCUGGCCAAGAUCUGCUCACCGCGACGACGACGAAGGCAACAGCAGCAGCAGCAACAGCAGCGACUGAGGAAUCAGCGAUAUGACAUUGGAAAUGACCGCCAGGGCAAUGCGUUGAACGGUUCGGAGGAGCGGCCGCACAACCGGUUUGGCGAUAUAUUCUUCAUCGAGCCAAGCAGCGAGGAGUCUGCGCGCAUUCGCAGCCAGCUGGAGAAGGACGACAAGGAGCUGCCCAGCUAUGACGAGGUGAUGCGCAUGUGCAAUCUGACAACGCCAACGGCAGCCGCCGCGGCGCCACACUCGCCCUCGGCUGACCCCAGCCCCAUUGGUAUCGCGGCUUUGCCAGCUCCGCCAUAUUCGGAGUCAGAUCCGCAUGCCGAUGCUGCGGCGGCACCCACAGUCAUUACGAUGGAGCCGGGACCGUCGACAUCGCGUGCCGCACAGAGCCCAACAACAAUAACCACCACCCUCGGCCGCAGUGCCCCUCUGACCCUGCCGAACACGGCAUCCAAUACGGAAGUUUGAUUGGCGACACUUCCUGAGCCACUCUGGGCCACACAGAUAUUGCAAUUUGUGUGUGCUUUUCAUUUCAGAAAUGAACAUGUGUGAUUUUAUUAGGUACAUUCUAAGUACAUAUUUAGGCGCUAGAGUUUAAGUUUGGCUUAUUGUAAAUAUGUAUUUAAACAAUCUAGGCUGAAAUAAAUUUUUUAAGAGAAAAAUA